AUGAUGUGUAAUGUCCCAAAUAACUCAGAAACUUGUCCCACUACGGACACUGAGUUUCCACUUGACUGUCCGGUUUCGGCAUCGGCACUCGCACGAGCUGGCUUUGUGUACACUGGAGAAGGUGACAAAGUGAAGUGCUUCAGUUGCCAUACAGCUGUUGAAGGAUGGGAGCCUGGGCAUUCUGCAGUUGAGAGACACAAACGUCUUUCCCCAAAUUGCAAAUUUAUUACUGAAUCUGCUUUGCUGGAAGAUGAUACGGAUCCUGCUGCCCAGAACUGCCAGCAUGGAAUUGAGAACAGUUCCAGCAGUUCAGCUCUGCCCUCUGCUCUGGAUGACCCCGAUGUGGAGGCAGAUUACCUUCUGAGAACUAGGCAGGUUGUGGAUAUGUCAGAUACUUUGUAUCCUAAAAAUCCUGCAAUGUGCAGUGAAGAAAUGAGAUUAAAGUCUUUUCACAACUGGCCCCUCAAUGACCAAUUGACACCAAAGGAAUUAGCUAAUGCUGGAUUUUAUUAUACAGGUGUUGGUGAUCAAGUGGCAUGUUUUUGUUGUGGUGGGAAACUGAAGCACUGGGAACCCAAUGACAGAGCUUGGUCAGAACACAAGAGGCAUUUUCCCAAAUGCAUCUUUGUCCUGGGCCGGGAUGUUGGAAAUGUUCCAAGUGAACCUGUUCCUGCAGAACUUGGGAUAAGUGGCCUGAGCAAUGCACAGCACCCAAGGAAUCCGUCUAUGGCAAAAUAUGGAAGACGCUUGCAAACAUUUUUAUCUUGGAUAUAUCCUGUUGACAAGGAGCAGCUUGCAGAAGCUGGGUUCUACAGUGUGGGUAAUGGUGAUCAUGUUGUGUGUUUUCACUGUGGUGGAGGCUUGCAAGAGUGGAAGGAAAAUGAAGACCCAUGGGAUCAACAUGCUAAAUGGUUUCCUGGGUGCAGAUUUGUGAUCAAGGAAAAGGGAAUAGAAUUUAUAAAUAACGUUCACCUAGGAGAUGGAUUCAGGAAUUCAACAACAGAAGCUGCUGAAGGAACAAAACUUCCUAAAGAUGAUCUCUUACAGAAUCCUUUGGUACAAAGUGCCAUAGCCAUGGGUUUCAGUUUGUCUGAGAUUAGGAACACCAUGGAAAAGAGAUUGCACAUGACUGGAGAAAGUCACACAUCUGUUGAGGAUCUGGUAGCAGACUUAAGUGCUCAGAAAGAAAAUACAAGGGAAGAAGAACCAAAUGAAAUCCCAGUUGAGCAAGAUGAGCUUAUUCAAUUACAAAACCUCUACCUCAGUACUGAAGAGAAGUUAAGACGCUUGCAGGAAGAAAAGCUUUGUAAAAUCUGUAUGGGGAAAGAUGUAUCAGUUGUCUUCAUUCCCUGUGGUCACCUAGUUGCCUGCAAGGAAUGUGCUCAAGUACUUAAUGAAUGCCCUCUGUGUCGUACAGAUAUUAUGAAGAGGCAGGAAAUUUUUAUGUAUUAG
This is a messenger RNA of Acanthisitta chloris (rifleman), 1452 nucleotides long. It is a transcript of the gene XIAP, whose product is annotated as X-linked inhibitor of apoptosis. NCBI's taxonomy places the organism in Eukaryota, Metazoa, Chordata, Aves, Passeriformes, Acanthisittidae. The record is from RefSeq and is a predicted model, not a curated record. Bases 1 to 1452 code for a protein of 483 amino acids. The transcript is spliced from 7 exons.